Phanerochaete carnosa HHB-10118-sp is the source of this 351-nucleotide messenger RNA. RefSeq lists its product as uncharacterized. Lineage: Eukaryota; Fungi; Basidiomycota; Agaricomycetes; Polyporales; Phanerochaetaceae. The annotation marks the transcript as partial. The record is from RefSeq and is a predicted model, not a curated record. The transcript has a single exon.
CAUGCACAGAAUCUCUCCCCGCUACGAUUCCUCGUCACUAGCCGGCCUGAACGGCACAUUACUGUCGUGUUUGACGCUCCCCGCUACCGCAAUGCUUUUCGCAAGAUACUCCUACACGCAGACGAAUUACAGCCCGUCACCACCACGGACAUCAAGCAGUAUCUCUCGGUGUCCCUCUCACAUAUCGGACUGUAUUUCGGCUUAGCAGAGCCCUGGCCCGACGGCGCCGAUAUCGAGGUACUCAGCAGGAUGACUGGCGGCCUGUUCAUCUGUGCUGCGACCGCCGCCAAAUUCAUUAAAGACCCUCACUUCAACGAUCCAAAUGGACAGCUGACCAAGCUUAUAACCGCC